AUGCCCGCCCGAGACCCCAUCCACCCUGCUUCUCUUUGCAAGCUCUCCACCCACAGCAAGCCUGUGGUGGACUGUCUCCGUACGCGAGUGCGAUCAGACUUCCUUGCUCGCGUCGCCGACAAGACUGCUUCUGUCAUUCGUAUUGCCCCCUCCACUCCCUCCACAUCUUAUCUCCCCUCCCCUCCUUCCAGCCCUUCCAACACCCGCACAUACUUUGACCUCAACGGCAACGCUGUCGAAUGGUGGCAAGCCCCCAAGACUAGCGUCGACGAUUUGAACGCCGAGUUGCCCGAGCUUCAAGAGUUUAUCCGCGGUUUGGUCGCCCAGAGCAACGUGCAGAUGCCUACUCUGAGCGUCACCCUUGUGUACCUCGAAAGGCUGAAGGAGAAGCUGCCAUCUGUGGCUACUGGCAUGAAGUGCACCCAGCAUCGAGUGUUCCUUGCCGUGCUCAUCUGCGCCGCCAAGUACCUCAACGACUCUUCGCCCAAAAACAUGCACUGGCAAAAGUACGGCCGCUUCUUCUCCCUCGCCGAGGUCAACCUCAUGGAGAAGCAACUCCUCUACCUCCUCGACUACAACCUUGGAGUGGAGGAGACUGAGCUCGCUGAGCACCUUCAGGGUUUCUUACCUUCUCCCCCUGCUCCCCGGGCUGUGGCCCCUACCCCUGCGUCCAUCCCCAGCUCUUCUCGAGUUCCCCUCUCCCCUUCCUCUCCUACACACUCUGCCCACGGCAAGUCUCGCUCUUCCGACUUUCACCGUGCCAGCAUCGCCUCCACUCUCCCCCUCUCCACCGUCAUCCCCCGCCCGGUCGAGCUCCAACGGAGCAACACCGACGAGCACAUUGGCUACCGCCCUACCAUCUCUCGACCCACGCCUGUGCAUGCGCCUCGUUCAUUCGCCCGCCCACCCAGCCCAGGCAGUGCGAGCACCACGUCUUCAAGCGUGCUCUACGCCGACCUGUCGACACCUGCGCUGCGCCGAGACAAUGGGGACUAUGACGACUCUCCUCAGACUGCUACCACACCUGAGGAAGGCAGUCGAUGGAGCGGGUACGGCUACGGUGGUGUGCCCACCGCUAGCAAGUACUCGAGUCGCAGGCCUGCGUACGAGCCUAUCAUUGUGGACUCUAGCGCCUCACCGGUGGCCAGUACUUUCUCGAUGGUGAAGGAGAAGGAGGGUUUGUUGAAGAGAGCAGGAAGGACGUUCAAGUUUAACAAGCGGGUGGUAUAA
Messenger RNA from Cryptococcus wingfieldii CBS 7118, 1230 nucleotides. RefSeq names its product cyclin. Bases 1 to 1230 code for a protein of 409 amino acids. Gene Ontology annotation, molecular function: cyclin-dependent protein serine/threonine kinase regulator activity; protein kinase binding. Lineage: Eukaryota; Fungi; Basidiomycota; Tremellomycetes; Tremellales; Cryptococcaceae. Gene Ontology annotation, cellular component: cyclin-dependent protein kinase holoenzyme complex; nucleus. Gene Ontology annotation, biological process: regulation of cyclin-dependent protein serine/threonine kinase activity. The record is from RefSeq and is a predicted model, not a curated record. The transcript is spliced from 3 exons.